AUGCGCGAAAAGUAUGUAGCGAAAAGAGUGGUGGAGCGUGUGAAUAAUUCGGCAAAAAGGAGAUGGGGUUACGUUUUCAGAGAGAGCGAGAGACUGAGUCAGCGCAAACGAGGCGAGCGGGGCGGAGAGAGCGGAGCCAACUCCUCCCCCUUCCCUUCCCCCUUCGCGAUUACAGCUUGCCGGAAUGGGGUUAGAAGGGGUAUGCGUAAUAAUGUAAGCGCUAGCAAGAGAACAGAAGACGGUAGAUGGUGGUGGUACACUUAUAAGGAAGGGAUACGUGGGAAUAAGUUAGGCACGUACCUGUUUGUAUCCAUUUCGCUUUCCUUUGCGCUUCAUGCAAAAUUUAGUAUCAUGCGAGAUUAUGCCGCAGCUGGCGGUCUGAACAGUUGCAUCGCAGAAUUGAGCAAGAAAGAUAGCGACGGCGGUAGCGAUUCCUUCUUCCCUUCGCAUGCGUUACGCGUACUAGCUACCUACCAACACGGCGGAUCGACGGCGAGAGGAAGAGAAGGAAGAACAUAUGGUCCAUGCACACCUGUCAACUCAUCUUCCCUUCUCCUUCCCUCUUUGUCUUCCUCUGCCGAGACAUUCUCCAGGGAAGCUCCUUGUCAACAAUCAUGA
Messenger RNA from Bipolaris oryzae ATCC 44560, 618 nucleotides. RefSeq lists its product as uncharacterized. NCBI's taxonomy places the organism in Eukaryota, Fungi, Ascomycota, Dothideomycetes, Pleosporales, Pleosporaceae. Bases 1 to 618 code for a protein of 205 amino acids. The transcript is spliced from 2 exons. The record is from RefSeq and is a predicted model, not a curated record.